Molecule: messenger RNA, 525 nt
Organism: Rubroshorea leprosula
Lineage: Eukaryota; Viridiplantae; Streptophyta; Magnoliopsida; Malvales; Dipterocarpaceae
Source: the annotation of a GenBank genome assembly
AAUAAUUGAUUAGGCAGGGUGGGUUUCACCUUUUACUUUUAGUUUUAGCAAGGGGGAAGAGGGGGAGUAGCAGAGAUGGAGAAGAAGCGUUGUGGCGUUUUGGUGCUGGCAACAGUGGUGCUAAUGCUGGUUGGUGCUGCUACUGCUGCAAGAACAGUGACUGACCGGACACUCAGUCAUCAUAAUGGGCAAGUCAGCAGAAAUCUGCUUUCUAAUGGCCUUGGCAUGACUCCUCCAAUGGGGUAGAGUAUCACACUAUAGUAAAAUGCCUUGUAUACAAUUAUAUGCACAAUUUGAUACAUUUUCAUUCAUCUUUUUUCCUCUUUAAUUGUUUGAUCUGUAGAAAGUUUUGAUCUUUUUGGGUUUAAACCACUCAUGCCAUCUUUCCUUUUAAAUUCACACUGUUUUCUUUAGAGUGAAAUGGAUGGCAUAAGAAGAUUGGAAAUGAUUAUUACAUUAAUUAGCACGUGCCAUAAUAGGGGAACAAGGAGUGAUGGGAUUUAGUCUGCCGAUCAAUUUCAAGAU